Molecule: messenger RNA, 867 nt
Organism: Ziziphus jujuba (common jujube)
Lineage: Eukaryota; Viridiplantae; Streptophyta; Magnoliopsida; Rosales; Rhamnaceae
Product: receptor-like protein 49
Exons: 3
Coding region: 1-867 (288 amino acids)
Molecular function (GO): protein binding
Source: RefSeq, a predicted model, not a curated record
AUGCUUGAAGGUAUUUUUGUCUCGAACAAUCAACUUAGGGAUGUUUUUCCAUCUUGGUUGGGAUCUCUUCCGGUGUUGAAGAUUCUCAUAUUGCAGCAUAAUGGGUUCUACGGUGUGAUUGGGCAACCCCAAAACUACUUGGAGUUCCCCAAGUUGCAAGUAAUUGAUAUCUCUUUUAAUAAUUUCACAGGUGAAUUGCCAUCAGAUUACAUUUUCAGCUGGAAUGCCAUGAAGGGUAUCAAUCCCAGUCCUUUGAAAUAUUUGAGUGUAAUGCUGAACUAUACUUUUGCUGAAAUUGGUUUGACCCAUGUUGAAAAUCGUUAUACAAUCACAAUCAUCUCCAAAGGGGUAAAGAGAUACUAUGUUCUAGAAUCAUUGGACCUCUCUCAAAACAAGCUCUCAUGGCAUAUCCCUCAACAACUAAAGGAACUAGGAUUUCUUGAACGCUUCAAUGUUUCUCAUAACAAUCUUAUGGGGCCUAUACCUCAAGGGAAACAGUUUAGUGCUUUUGAGACUAGUUACUUUCAAGGAAACCCAGGAUUGUGUGGUGAUCUACUGCUUAAGAAAUGUGGUGAUUUAGAUCCCCCAUCACUGACACCUUCAGUGUUUGAAGAAAAUGAUAAUUCAGAGUCUUUAUUUGAAUUUGAAUGGAAAGUUGUGUUGAUAGGACUCAUAAGUGGGCUAGUUGCUGGAGUGGCUCUUGGUGAUAUGAAUAUUUCCAAAAGCUCUUACAGUACUUGCAUAACCAGCUCUAUAGCUUACGACCAGGAACUAAAUAGAGACAUAAACAGAGGCAUGGUAGAUGUACUGAAUAUAAAUAUAGCUACUACUGAAAUCAUAAAGCCAGUUACAAACCCAAAUUUGUAA